This is a messenger RNA of Neurospora crassa OR74A, 1595 nucleotides long. Its product is annotated as activator 1 subunit 3. The coding region runs from base 132 to 1301 and encodes 389 amino acids. Gene Ontology annotation, biological process: DNA-templated DNA replication; DNA repair. NCBI's taxonomy places the organism in Eukaryota, Fungi, Ascomycota, Sordariomycetes, Sordariales, Sordariaceae. Gene Ontology annotation, cellular component: Rad17 RFC-like complex; DNA replication factor C complex; Elg1 RFC-like complex. The transcript is spliced from 3 exons. The record is from RefSeq and is a predicted model, not a curated record. Gene Ontology annotation, molecular function: DNA binding; ATP hydrolysis activity; DNA clamp loader activity.
GCUUCACUUUCCCGGCCUCACCAAGUAAAAAACACCACCCAACCAUAAAGUUCACGUCGGCGCAAAACCUCCAGAGUAGACUUCAGAUCACAUCAGCCUCGACAUCAGCGACCCAGCCCAAUUCUACCACCAUGUCGGACUUUGAAGACGAAAUGGACAUUGAUGUCCCAGUGUCCAAGGACGUCAUGUUCGCUGCCACCAACACGGCCAAGGGCAAGCGAAGCGCUGCCAACCUGCCUGUUGAAGCAGAAGACAGUCUCCCAUGGGUCGAGAAGUACCGCCCCGUAUCCCUCUCCGAUGUGUCUGGCCAACAAGACAUUCUCGCAACCAUCAACAAGUUUGUCGACACGAACCGACUCCCCCAUCUCCUAUUCUACGGUCCCCCCGGUACCGGAAAAACAUCGACCGUUCUCGCCCUGGCCCGACAAAUCUAUGGCGCCGCCAACAUGCGCCAGAUGGUGCUCGAGUUGAACGCUUCCGAUGACCGUGGUAUCGACGUUGUGCGCGAGCAAAUCAAGACCUUUGCCUCCACCAAGCAGAUCUUCUCCCUCGGCUCCUCCUCUUCGCGCUCGGGGCUGGCUGGUUUCAAGCUUAUUAUUCUCGACGAGGCCGAUGCUAUGACGUCCACAGCGCAGAUGGCCCUCCGUCGCAUCAUGGAAAAGUACACGGCCAACACUCGCUUCUGCAUCAUUGCCAACUACUCCCACAAGCUCAGCCCAGCCCUCCUGUCGAGAUGCACACGGUUCCGUUUCAGCCCUCUAAAAGAAAAAGAUAUUCGUGUCUUGGUGGACAAGGUCAUUGACGAGGAAAACGUCAAGAUUCUGCCAGAUGCUACCGAUGCGCUGGUGCGGUUGAGCAAGGGUGAUAUGCGUCGGGCACUAAACGUGCUCCAGGCUUGCCACGCGUCAAGCACACCACUCCAACCAAAGAACGCCCCCAAGAUCGCCGAAAAGGACAUUGUACGGGAAACCAUCACCAUUCGAACCAUCUACGACUGCGUUGCCGCCCCACCACCCGACGCCAUCAAAAAGAUUCUCAGCACACUUUUGAGCACGAGCGACGUCACAACCUGUCUGUCGACUAUCAACACCCUCAAGGUUGCACAAGGUUUGGCCCUUGCCGACAUUAUCACCGCUCUGUCGGAAGAGAUCGUCAAGCUGGAAGUCAAGCCGCAGGUCAUGAUCACAUGGCUUGAUGAACUUGCCAAGAUUGAGCAUCGGGUAGCGAGCGGAGCCGGAGAGGUGAUCCAGACUGGUGCGGUAGUGGGUGCGAUACGGAAUGGUGUAGAACUGAUGGGAUAGGGUUGUUGUUGUUGAGACUCAAAAGCAAAAAGCUACUCGGUGUUGUUUUGUCUGCAUCUAUGGUUCGGAGUUUAAGCAUCUGGCGUUUGGGCAAUCGAUCAAAUUUUACCUUCUUCGACUGAAGUUACCAACUCCUCAUUUCCACCUUUUAUAUUAUGCCCCUUUCUUCCUACGGCAGGGGGAUAUCACGACGGAGAGCUACAAUACGGCAAGAAAUAUAGAUGGAUAAGUAAUCACUAUUCAUCGCGAGACUAGCUAAUGAUAUCCAGCUUAAUAGAUGUACCUGAAUCCCGC